Molecule: messenger RNA, 1197 nt
Organism: Fusarium coffeatum
Lineage: Eukaryota; Fungi; Ascomycota; Sordariomycetes; Hypocreales; Nectriaceae
Exons: 2
Coding region: 1-1197 (398 amino acids)
Biological process (GO): carbohydrate metabolic process
Source: RefSeq, a predicted model, not a curated record
AUGCAUAUCAACUGGGCUAGACUCUUCUCCGGGACGGCUUUCGUCACUUCAGUUCGACCAGUGGCUCGCGAUGUUUCAACAUAUACGGAAAAGGCUGUCACUUCCAUCGAGGCAAUGAACAAGGAAUUCUACAACGCCGCUACCGGUACAUGGGACAAUGCUUGGUGGUCUAGCGCAAAUGUGGUGACAACUCUAGCUGAUUUCGCAACUCUAGAACUCGAGGAAGCCAACAAGCUAAACAUCGGAGGCAUCCUCGCCACAACAUACACCAAUGCUCAAAAAACAACUGUUCACACCAUGAAGACAAUGACAAACGGUCUUGUCAGCUCCAGCUAUUGUUUGGACUCAAGCUCUGGUUGCAUGAUGAAGCGUUCUUUCCUUGGAAAGCGUGGCUUCGAUAACUUCCUCAACGAGUUCUACGACGACGAAGGAUGGUGGGCUCUGGCAUGGAUCAGAGCACAUGAUGCUACCGGAGACCAGCAGUACCUCGAGGCUGCUAUCGACAUUUUCAACGACAUGCAAACCGGCACUGGAACAAAAUGUGGUGGAAUCAGGUGGAAGAAGGAAGGCGAAGAAGGUUCAGGAUAUGUGAAUGCCAUCGCCAACGAACUCUAUCUCAUGACUGCUGCCUCUCUGGCACGACGUGUCCCCAACAACGCCACAUACCUCGACAUAGCCAAGAAGCAAUGGAACUGGUUCCAGGACAGUGGCAUGAUCAACAAGGAUGGGUUGAUUAACGACGGACUUACCGAUGAUUGCAAGAACAACGGUCUGCAAACUUGGUCCUACAACCAAGGUGUUGUCUUGGGUGGCCUCGUUGAGCUCGCACUCGCUACUGGCGACAAGAACUACACCAAAAAGGCACACAAGAUUGCAAAUGCAGCUAUCAAGGAGCUGACCAACGAAGACGGCAUCCUCAUCGAGACUGACGAAUGCGAACACAAGGAUGGCCACUGCGGUGCCGAUGGGCAGCAGUUCAAGGGUAUCUUUGUCAGGAACUUGCGAUACCUACACACAGUCUCGCCCAGAGACUUGUACCGUCGGUUCAUCACCAAGAACGCCAUCUCGAUCUGGAGGAACGGUCGCAACGACGAAGGCUUGUUAGGAGUUUCUUGGGCCGGGCCUUACGUCACUGCUACCGGCCCUUCACACAGCAGUGCUUUGGAUGCCAUCGUCGCAGCCAUUGCUGUUUCUUAA